Molecule: messenger RNA, 366 nt
Organism: Ruditapes philippinarum (Manila clam)
Lineage: Eukaryota; Metazoa; Mollusca; Bivalvia; Venerida; Veneridae
Exons: 2
Coding region: 25-330 (101 amino acids)
Biological process (GO): synapse organization
Cellular component (GO): neuron projection membrane
Source: RefSeq, a predicted model, not a curated record
GGAGACGAAAGUCCACCCUACAUAAUGCCAGAAAUUGUUUUAUCUGGCAACGAAUACGUCAAUAGCGGUGACACAAUACGACUGAUAUGCAAUGUAACCGGAAAUACAGAAAUACCUCAGGACGUCGAUUGGUUCAAAGAUGGCGUUUUAUUGCGGCCUUUUAGUUCUUCAAAAAUUAACGUGAAAAAAGAUGUGUCAAUUACUCGAAGACAGUUGGACAGUAUUUUAGAAAUACGCAAUAGUAAUUUAGAUGACGAUGGUUUAUAUAUAUGCAGGAAUUCAGAAAAACUUAUAGCAAGUCUGAAAGUGAAUAUCUUAAACGGUAUGUAGAUGUUUUUAUUCUGUGAUAAAUAGAAAUUGCAAAUA